GAGAAUGAAGCAGGAGGAGCUGGCUGACUGUCUGCAGAGCAGAACUGUUGUUCCAGAGUGCAGACGUGAACUGAAGUCUCACCUGAAGGAGAAGUUCCAGUGUGUGUUUGAGGGGAUCGCUAAAGCAGGAAACCCAACCCUUCUGAACCAGAUCUACACAGAGCUCUACAUCACAGAGGGAGGGACUGGAGAGGUCAGUGCUGAACAUGAGGUCAGACAGAUUGAAGCAGCAUCCAGGACACCACACAGACCAGAGACCACCAUAAGACAAGAAGACAUCUUUAAAGGCUCACCUGGAAGAGAUCAACCAAUCAGAGUAGUGCUGACAAAGGGAGUGGCUGGCAUCGGGAAAACAGUCUUAACACAGAAGUUCACUUUGGACUGGGCUGAAGACAAAGCCAACCAGGACAUCCAGUUCACAUUCCCCUUCACUUUCAGAGAGCUGAAUGUGCUGAGAGAGAGAAAGUUCAGCUUGGUGGAACUUGUUCAUCACUUCUUUACUCAGACCAGAGAAGCAGGACUCUGCAGGUUUGAAGAGUUCCAGGUUGUGUUCAUCUUUGACGGUCUGGAUGAGUGUCGACUUCCUCUGGACUUCCACAACAAUCAGAUCCUGACUGAUGCUACAGAGUCCACCUCAGUGGAUGUGCUGCUGACAAACCUCAUCAGGGGGAACCUGCUCCCCUCUGCUCGCCUCUGGAUCACCACACGACCUGCAGCAGCCAAUCAGAUCCCUCCUGAGUGUGUUGACAUGGUGACAGAGGUCAGAGGGUUCACUGAUCCUCAGAAGGAGGAGUACUUCAGGAAGAGAUCCAGAGACCAGGAGCAGGCAAGCAGAAUCAUCUCCCACAUCAAGACAUCCCGAAGCCUCCACAUCAUGUGCCACAUCCCGGUCUUCUGCUGGAUCACUGCUACAGUUCUGGAGGAUGUGCUGAGGACCAGAGAGGGAGGAGAGCUGCCAAGGACCCUGACUGAGAUGUACAUCCACUUCCUGGUGGUCCAGUCCCAACUGAAGAGCAUCAAGUAUGAUGGAGGAGCUGAGACUGAUCAACUCUGGAGUCCAGAGAGUAGGGAGAUGAUCCAGUCUCUGGGAAAACUGGCUUUUGAUCAGCUGCUGAAUGGAAACCUGAUCUUCUAUGAGUCCGACCUGACAGAGUGUGGCAUCAAGAUCAAGGAAGCCUCAGUGUACUCAGGAGUGUUCACACAGAUCUUCAGAGAGGAGAGAGGACUGUACCAGGACCAGGUGUUCUGCUUCAUCCACCUGAGCGUUCAGGAGUUUCUGGCUGCUCUUCAUGUCCAUCUGACCUUCACCAGCCUGAUGGAAGAAGAAAAAAAACCGUCCCCGAUCUCUAAAAUCUUUAGAGACAAACCUAAACUGACACGUCUCCAUCAGAGUGUUGUGGACCAGGCCUUACAGAGUCCAAACGGACACCUGGACUUGUUCCUGCGCUUCCUCCUGGGUCUUUCACUGCAGACCAAUCAGAUCCUCCUGAGGGGUCUGCUGACACAAACAGGAAGUAGCUCACAGACCGAUCAGGAAACAGUCCAGUACAUCAAGACAAAGAUCAGCGAGGAUCUGUCUGCAGAGAGAAGCAUCAACCUGUUCCACUGUCUGAAUGAACUGAAUGAUCGUUCUCUAGAGGAGCAGAUCCAACAGUCCCUGAGAUCAGGACGUCUCUCCACAGAGAAACUGUCUCCUGCUCAGUGGUCAGCUCUGGUCUUCAUCUUACUGUCCUCAGAGGAAGAUCUGGACGUGUUUGACCUGAAGAAAUACUCUGCUUCAGAGGAGGCUCUUCUGAGGCUGCUGCCAGUGAUCAAAGCCUCCAACAAAGCUCUGCUGAGUGGAUGUAACCUGUCAGAGAGAAGCUGUGCUUCUCUGUCCUCAGUCCUCAGCUCACAGUCCUCCAGUCUGAGAGAAGUGGACCUGAGUUACAACGACCUGCAGGAUUCAGGACUGGAGCUGCUGUCUACUGGAUUGAAGGCUCCCUAUUGUAAUCUGGAAACUCUCAGGUUUACUGGAUGUAACCUGUCGGAGAGAAGCUGUACUUCUCUGACCUCAGUCCUCAGCUCACACUCCUCCAGUCUGAGAGAGCUGGACCUGAGUAACAACGACCUGCAGGAUUCAGGACUGAAGCAGCUGUCUGCUGGAUUGGGGAGUCCACAUUGUAAUCUGGAGACUCUCAGAGUGUCGGGAUGUCUAAUCACAGAAAGAGGCUGUGCUUAUCUGGCCUCGGCUCUGAGCUCCAACCCCUCCCACCUGAGAGAGCUGGACCUGAACUACAAUCAUCCAGGAGACUCAGGAGUGAAGCUGCUGUCUGCUGGAAAGGAGGAUCCACUCUGCAGACUGGAUACACUGAGGGUGGACCAUGGUGGAGAGCAGAGGUUAAAACCUGGACUGAAGAAGUAUGUCUGUGAACUCACUCUGGACUCAAACACAGCACACAGAUACCUCAGACUGUCUGAAGACAACAGGGAGGUGACAUGGGUGGGAGAGGAUCAGUCAUAUCCUGAUCAUCCAGACAGAUUUGACUCCUGGUUUCAGCUGCUGUGUGGAGAUGGUCUGACUGGUCUUGGUUACUGGGAGGUUGAGUGGAGAGGAUGGGUUCAUAUAUCAGUGAGUUACAGAGGAAUCAACAGGAAAGGAAAAAGGCCUGGCUGUGGGUUUGGAUCUAAUGAUCAGUCCUGGAGUCUGAUCUGCUCUGAUGAACGUUACUAUGUCCGUCACAAUAACAUAAGAACAGAGCUCCCUCUCUCCUCGUCCUCUGACUCUCACAGAGUAGCAGUGUAUGUGGACUGUCCUGCUGGCACUCUGUCCUUCUACAGAGUCUCCUCUGACUCUCUGAUCCACCUCCACACCUUCAGCACCUCCUUCACUGAACCUCUGUAUCCUGGGUUUAGGUUGUUGUAUCAUGGUUCCUCAGUGAGUGUGUGUUCUGUGUAGCAUGGAGAGUCUCCUCCUCUUUACACAAACACUACACACAAACAGCUGCUGAAGAACAGUGUACCCUCUGCCCCCACACACACACACACACACACACACACACACACACACACACACACACACACACACACACACACACACACACACACACACACACACACACACACACACACACACACACACACACACACACACACUUCAGCUGAUCAUGUGAUUGUUUCUGUCACAUUAGCAUGAAUGUCUGUUAUCAAAGAGCAGGACUCAAUGGAAAACUGUCUAACUGAACUUUACUUCUUAACAUCUCUAUUGUGAAAACAUCAGGCCUCAUUCAUUCUGUGUUUCUUCAAUGUAUUGAUAAGAAAGUUUGUCAGAAAAGUCUGAGUCUCAUUCAUUAAACUGUCCUUACUGUCGACCUUGGUCUGACAGAGGAAUACAUUGUGUUUGGAGACAGAGGUUUAGUCUCCUUUGAGGAGCUCUCUGUACAGUUUAACUUGCAGCGCUCUACAUUCUAUUUUUAUCUGCAGUUGCGUACAGUAAUGAUAACCUACGGUGUCCCCUGGCAGGCCACUCUUUCCACACACCCACUAUUUAAAGUUCUGUCAGUUUCAUGGUAACAAGGGAAUCAUUUCCAAGUUUUAUUGUUAUAUUUUAAAGGCAACAUACCACCCAUUGGCACUUUUUACCAUAUGAUAUGGGAGUGUCCUGGUGUGGCCACUUUCUGGAAAAUGUUUAACAAAAAUUUGUCCCGGUUGUUACACGUGUCUAUCCCAUUGUUUCCUUCUGUCUUAAUUUUAAAUGACUUACUUCAGCUGCAGCUUCAUAGAGCUCAGAAGCGUGUGUUUUUAGCUGCUUGACGACCGCUAAGAAGUUGGUUGCCACUAGAUGGAAACACUAACUACUGCUCACUCGUAACAUCGCAACAACCUUUACCAUUUCUUUGUUCUUCUGGACCUGGUUCUUAGUAGUCUCUUUUUAAUUUGCUUUCAUAUCCUCUUUGGCCUUUGUUGAUCUCUCUGUAUGUGACAGUAACUGCAUAAAUGAUAAUAAAAAUUUGAUCACAAAA
This is a messenger RNA of Notolabrus celidotus (New Zealand spotty), 4001 nucleotides long. Its product is annotated as NLR family CARD domain-containing protein 3-like. The transcript is spliced from 7 exons. Bases 5 to 2938 code for a protein of 977 amino acids. The record is from RefSeq and is a predicted model, not a curated record. Gene Ontology annotation, molecular function: protein binding. NCBI's taxonomy places the organism in Eukaryota, Metazoa, Chordata, Actinopteri, Labriformes, Labridae.